Messenger RNA from Rotaria socialis, 747 nucleotides. Lineage: Eukaryota; Metazoa; Rotifera; Eurotatoria; Philodinida; Philodinidae. The record is from the annotation of a GenBank genome assembly.
AUGGAAAGCAAUAUAAGAGAACAACGCAUAUGUGGCCUACUCGGUGGGUUGACUUAUGUUUCAACAAUUGAUUAUUAUAAUUAUAUCAACCGCAUGGUGAACGAAGCAUUGCCAGGUCAUGGCAGUUGCAUUCACAUUGUGUCUCUGAAUGUUUUCUAUUAUGUCAAACUACUCGAACAAAAUGAAUGGUCCAAAGCUAUUGACUAUCUUAUGGAAGGUGUUCAUCAGCUAGUCAAUAGUGGUAUCGAUUUUCUGAUCCUUGGCUCAAACACAUCUCAUAUUGCUGUACCAAGGAUUACUGAAUGUUAUCCAGAUUUGGUUGUUCUGCACAUCGGUGAUACUGUUGCCUUUAGUAUAAAACAGAAAAAAAUUCACAAAAUUGGAUUUUUGGGUACAUGUUUUGCGAUGAAAUUCGAUAGUCAAGUUGUUCAACGUUUGAUUGAGCACGGACUGGAGGUGAUUUUUCCAGACGAAGAAGAGAUGGUGCGAUUGAAUGAUAUUAUUAUGAAUGAAUUAUCAUUCAAUAUAGUCACUGAAGAAUCGAAAAAAACUUUUUUAAAAGUAAUUCAACGUUUGAACGAUGAACAGAAUAUCGAGGGUAUUGUUCUCGGUUGUACUGAAAUACCAGUGCUUAUCAAGCAAAAUGACAUACCUCAUGUUCUUCUCUUUGAUUCAACACAACUUCAUGCGCAACUAGCAGUGGACUAUCAACUCGGUCGACAAAGUAUCAAAGCCGUUUUGCCAUAG